This is a messenger RNA of Eucalyptus grandis, 1984 nucleotides long. Its product is annotated as lipase. The record is from RefSeq and is a predicted model, not a curated record. NCBI's taxonomy places the organism in Eukaryota, Viridiplantae, Streptophyta, Magnoliopsida, Myrtales, Myrtaceae. The coding region runs from base 322 to 1710 and encodes 462 amino acids. The transcript is spliced from 8 exons.
AUUUCGCGGAAUCCUUCAAAGAAGAAGAAACGCUUGGGAAAAAAAGCACAAGAAAAGCCAAGGAAAAAGUCAAUUCCUUUACCCCCUCCUCUUCCUCGGCUUGUGAUGGAGGAUCAUUAGAGGGGUUCGGAUUUAUGUCUUUCUUCUUCUUUUCUUUCCAUUUUUUUUGUUGACAGUUUCCCUCCAAGAAGAGCCCUCCCUCCUCUUCUGUUUGUUGUUUUUCCUUCCACCUUUUUUGGGGUUCGAAGGAGGUUCCUUUCUCUAUCUCUCUCCCCUCCUCUGUUUCUUUCGUUUUCCUCCUUCGUCUUUGGUCGUGGAGGGAUGAUAAGGUUCGGGGUGCUGGGGCUGCAGCUGUCGGAGCUGUUCGUGAGCUCGGCGGUGCAUUUGCUUUAUGGGUUUUACAUAUUCAGCUCGGCCGUCGCCGGCGAUCUAUAUCAGGCGUUUCGAGAAUGCCUCUGCAAGCCAAGCCCGAAUCUUGACGAAAGCAGAGACCCGGCGGCGGCGACCCAUGUUGAGAAUUUGCCUCCUAUUGUGUUGGUUCAUGGAAUCUUUGGAUUUGGGAAGGGGAGAUUGGGAGGCUUAUCUUAUUUUGCGGGGGCAGAGAAGAAGGACGAGAGAGUUUUGGUGCCUGAUUUGGGAUCUUUAACCAGUGUAUACGACAGGGCUCGCGAACUGUUCUAUUAUUUGAAAGGCGGGCAAGUCGAUUAUGGCGAGGAACAUAGUGUGGCUUGUGGGCACUCGCAGUUUGGGCGGAUCUACGAACAAGGGCAUUAUCCGGAAUGGGAUGAAGAUCAUCCAAUCCACUUUGUGGGGCAUUCGGCGGGAGCGCAGGUUGUUCGGGUUUUGCAACAGAUGCUUGCUGAUAAGGCUUUUAAUGGGUAUGAGAACACUUCUGAGAACUGGGUGUUGAGUAUCACAGCCUUAUCAGGGGCAUUCAAUGGGACCACAAGAACCUACUUAGAUGGAAUGCGGCCAGAGGAUGGAAAGACAAUGAAGGCGGUAUGUCUGCUUCAGCUUUGCCGUCUCGGAGUGAUAGUAUACGAUUGGCUUGACAUCCCAUGGCUGAAAGCCUAUUACAAUUUUGGUUUUGAUCAUUUUGGCAUUUCUUGGAAGAAAGUAGGGAUUUGGGGUCUGUUAAAUUGCAUAUUGGGAAAUACAGGCCCCUUUGCCUCUGGCGAUUGGAUUCUCCCAGACCUCACGAUUCAAGGGUCGAUGCGAUUGAACAGCCAUCUGCAUACUUUCCCCAAUACCUUUUAUUUCAGUUACGCCACCAAGCGUACUCGAAAGAUCCUCGGCCUCACAGUUCCUUCAAGCGUACUAGGCAUCCACCCUCUGUUUUUUAUAAGGGUGCUUCAGAUGAGUCAAUGGCGGCAUCCUCCAGAUGUUCCUCCUCCUUACAAAGGCUACAGGGACGAAGAUUGGCAGGAUAAUGAUGGAGCACUCAACAUUAUGUCCAUGACUCACCCACGCCUCCCGAUCGAACAUCCUAGUCAUUAUGUCGUGUCGGACGCCGAUUGCCAACCUCUGGAACCAGGCAUCUGGUACUACAAGAUGGUGGAAGCUGAUCACAUGCUGUUCAUUGUGAACCGUGAGAGAGCCGGAGUUCAGUUCGAUCUCAUAUAUGAUAGCAUCUUCCAACGAUGCCGAAAGCAUGUUUUUAGAAAAUCUCUGCCAACAUUGCCGAAUAACAUAGUUGCUGAUGAUGAGUAGAUGAGGAAACUGGAAAGAAGCUUAUAGCAUUUCUCCAACUCCAUGUCAUUCUGUUGAGUUGAUGCCGAUUUUGGCCCCUCAUUUUGAUAUUAGCAGUGUUAGGAAAGCUAUAGGCAGGCUCGGAAUUAAGUUUGUGAAAUUAGUUGAAGCAAGCAGAUUUUCUGGCAUGAGCAUACAGAAAUUCUCUCUGCAUCUUACGGACAUUUGCUGUGCUCUCUCUCUGAUCUUCACAAUAUUUCAACUCAUCCAAGAGCUACAUGGUUUGUUUCAGAAA